AUGAUGGAAGAUUUGUUAUAUGUGCUUAUGGGAUGUGAAGGUAAUUACAUACGAUUCUCAGAGCUAUAUGACCCAAGCUCUGAAGUUGACAGACUAAGGGGUCCUGAUUUUAGAAUUGCCAAAUUUUUUGAUCCCAGUGUCAAGGAUCUAGCCAUGUCUAUUGCAGAAAUUGCUAGCUGGUAUAUGGCUGUUCGCGCAUUUUGCGAGUAUCAGAGUGGUGAUAUAUUUGGCCGUGUGAACCAAGCUUUAUGUGCAGGGCUUAGAAAAAUUACAAAGGGGUAUCUGGCUAAUCUUGCUGAAUUAGAGUAUCUAGUGUUGAACUCUCAGCAAUUCUCAUUGCAUCAGAUGAGCGUGGAAUUGACCCACACGGGAUCGCUGUUGAAGCAUGCGUAUAGUGUAUGUCAAGCGAUAUUAGAAGAUAAUGUCAGAAAAUCUGAAGCGACCAGUAGGGGUGGCAAUGAUAUCGAAGAUAUCAUUGAAAAGAUCCGUGGAACAGCAACUUCUGAACAUGUAGAUUAUGGAAAUAUUCCCCUACGUGAAGAGGGACGAGGAGAUACAGUCUGUAAAGGGGGUUCGGUACUGAAGCUAUUAGCUAAGCGCUUAGAAAUUUGGUCGGGAGACCCAUUAGCUAGUGGUGUGGUACGAAUGUUACUCCAAGAGGCAUCUAGGCCAUAUUUAGAUAUGUUCCAUCGGUGGAUUCACCAUGGUAUUAUUGACGAUCCCUAUCAAGAGUUUAUGAUUCGUGAAGCACACAAUUCAUUCACUGCCGACCAGCUACAUCAAGAUUAUGCUGAUAAAUAUUGGGAACGACGAUAUAUUAUCCGAACAGAAGACCUUCCGCUACAAUUAUCGAACCCAGAGGUAUACGAAAAAGUGCUUCUAGCAGGAAAGUACUUGAAUGUCAUCCGAGAAUGUGGAGGUAAUGACGCAUUGAAUUAUGGUGGAAAUGAGACUGAAAUUGCUGACAAGAAUAGAAGCAGCGAAGCAAAUCAAGGAGAGAACAAUUACACAUCUAUAGAGGACACAAAGAUCAUCAUUGACUUGAAUGCUGCUUAUCAAAAUGCAAACCAAGCACUACUGACCCUUUUAAUUCAGACGCAGGGUCUGCAAAAUCGACUUCGCUCGUUGAAGCACUACUUUUUUCUUGAUAGAGCAGAUUUUUUUAUCAAUUUUAUGGAUAUUGCACAUAGUGAGCUUUCCAAGUCGUCGCGAGAGGCAUCUAUCACGAAAUUACAAUAUCUCCUCGAUAUGGCUCUGCGGCAACCAGGUAGUAUAUCAUCAGAAGAUCCAUUCAAAGAUGAAGUUAUUGUAACAAUGAGUCACAAGAGUUUGACAGAAUACCUAUUACAGAUUACCAACAUCAUCGGAAUCGAUGCUGAGCAGAUCCGAAACAAUUCUGCCAACAGUUCUGAAUAUGUGCGAAAUAUGGUGCUGGCCGCCAAGCAUACUAGCGGUGUUACAUCUGCGGACUCUGAAAAGCGAAGCAAGUCAUUCACGGCCAUAAUGGGUCUGCAGCUUGACUUUAAGAUGCCUUUUCCUCUAUCUUUAGCAUUGUCUCGUAACUCGAUAAUGCGCUACCAAUUUUUAUUUCGCCAUCUUGUUGAGCUGAAAAAUAUCGAGCGGUCACUUAAUUUGUCAUGGGUUGAACAGAUGAAACUACCACCGUGGCGCAAUUCUCCAUCCCAGGAUACACCAGCUCGUUUGACAGAAUGGAAACGUGCAGCUAUAAAACUACGAUCAAGAAUGCUUAUAUUUAUUCAACAGCUGUUAUACUUUUGCACGGUGGAUGUCAUCGAACCUAACUGGUCCAAACUAGAACGGGAACUGGCUGACUCGAAAACUGUUGACCUGUUAAUGAAAAAACACAUUGCAUUUCUCGACACAGUAAUCAAGGAGUGUAUGCUAACAUCUCCUGUUUUGCUUAAAAUUCGUGCUAAACUGUUCCGUGCCUGUCAAAUGUAUGGCAACUUUCUCCCCAGCCAAACACCGUCACUUGUUCAGAUAGACCCAACAUGCGUACCGGCGUCCCAGCUCAAGUACUAUAAUAGAGCCAUCAACAAAGAUGGUCAAGAGUAUACCCCAGACGAGCUUUUAACAUAUCUAGAAAACUCGCUGGGCCAAUACCAGGCCAGUUUUGACAGGUAUAUCCGGUCCUUUGUGGAAGGGAUUAAUUAUUCUGGUGCGUCAUACUCUUCCAUUCUCCUCACCUUGAGUUCCCGUCUCGAGGUAUGUAUGUAA
Sugiyamaella lignohabitans is the source of this 2238-nucleotide messenger RNA. RefSeq names its product Spc97p (gene SPC97). Gene Ontology annotation, biological process: mitotic cell cycle; microtubule nucleation; cytoplasmic microtubule organization. Lineage: Eukaryota; Fungi; Ascomycota; Dipodascomycetes; Dipodascales; Trichomonascaceae. Gene Ontology annotation, molecular function: gamma-tubulin binding; microtubule minus-end binding. The record is from RefSeq and is a predicted model, not a curated record. The transcript has a single exon. Gene Ontology annotation, cellular component: gamma-tubulin small complex; spindle pole; equatorial microtubule organizing center. The coding region runs from base 1 to 2238 and encodes 745 amino acids.